GGGGGCUCCGGGGAGACCAUGCCCGGAGGCCGGCCGGCCGCAGCAUGGCUCACGGGCCCGGAGCGCUGAUGCUGAAGUGCGUGGUGGUCGGCGAUGGGGCGGUGGGCAAGACGUGCCUACUUAUGAGCUAUGCCAACGACGCCUUCCCGGAGGAGUACGUGCCCACUGUCUUCGACCACUACGCAGUCAGCGUCACCGUGGGGGGCAAGCAGUACCUUCUGGGACUCUAUGACACGGCCGGACAGGAAGACUAUGAUCGUCUGAGACCUUUAUCUUAUCCUAUGACUGAUGUCUUCCUUAUAUGCUUCUCUGUGGUAAAUCCAGCCUCAUUCCAAAAUGUGAAAGAGGAGUGGGUACCAGAACUUAAGGAAUAUGCACCAAAUGUACCCUUUUUAUUGAUAGGAACUCAGAUUGAUCUCCGAGAUGACCCCAAAACUUUAGCAAGACUGAAUGAUAUGAAAGAAAAGCCUAUAUGUGUGGAACAAGGACAGAAACUAGCAAAAGAGAUAGGAGCAUGCUGCUAUGUGGAAUGUUCAGCUUUAACCCAGAAAGGAUUGAAGACUGUUUUUGAUGAGGCUAUCAUAGCCAUUUUAACUCCAAAGAAACACACAGUAAAAAAAAGAAUAGGAUCAAGAUGUAUAAACUGUUGUUUGAUUACGUGAGAAAUGUCUUCAGUGGACAAGGAAACUGUCUUUUUCUUUUAGAAAGCAUAUGAAUUGCUACAGCUAUAUGCAGACCUCUUAUAAUGCAGCAGUUUCAAACUUGAAAACAAACAAAAACUGCCCUCAGAAUUCUAUAGCGUUCAUUUAAGAAUGCUUCUUAAAGGUCCAGGAAGCAGUAAACAGCAUCUGAAGCCACAAUCUAUUAUAAAUACUUUAUUUCAAUAGAAGGUACAAUCUCUCAGGGGUUUCAUAGUUUAAAAAGCUACAAUCACAUCAUGUUGUAUCUACAUAAACAGUGCUGUAAAUGGAACUUCUUGGCCCUGACCAUAUACAUUUCUGCACACAGUCUUUAUGGAAUCUGCACAAAGAAAUAGCUUCUCCUUUUGCUCCAAUUAGUUGUUCUUGUAUGUAAGUUGCUUUCUAUUCCAGUAUAUCCAGAGUGGUGAGAUAGCAAGGCCAGCCACAUAGCCAAAGGUUGCUCCAAGCGUACAGGAGAUGGGCCAUACCUGAGAAGAGAAUGUAUGAGAUCAAAAAAGGACAAAUGUUUUAUUACUACUUGAGCACAAGUUAAGUGUAACCUAAAUAACCCUAUAUUAAAACAUAAUGUGCUUUCUUAAAGAAUGCCAAAAGUGUAAUAAGGUCAUAGCUGCAUUUACCAUGAACACUAAAACUGUAUACAUUUUAGUUAAUGUGCAUAAAAUUGUAACAAGGCUUCCGGCAAUUGUAGAUUUAGUUGGAUGCUCCCAAAACUGCAUGAGAUACAUGCUAAAAUUACAAAUUAAAAUUUUGGGUCAGACUUUGCUAUAACCCUGGACUCAAUUUAGCUCUCUGGACUAGUUGGUAAUUUCCCACCCCACCCCCCAAAUCCUACAUUGGCUGUGUAAAUCAGAUGAUAUGAGAAGUGUAUAUACUAACCAAACCACAAGAGACACUUUUCUUUAAAUUGUGUUAAAGAGACUAGGUCUAGAACUCAAGUAGUUGUUUCCAUAAUGAAACUGAUGUCAGUUUUCAGAUAGAAAUAUUGUAACUGUAACAGAAGUUAUAGACUGUAAGUUAAGUGAAACACUGAUUUCCAAAUAGCCCUUUCUUCAGCCAUGUAACAGUUUGCUAUAUUACAUCAAGCCAGAAGUAAAUAAUAUUGAUUUAUGUAAUCUAUGAGCAGCGCAUGUUGAUGAAAGGCUCUGCUU
Molecule: messenger RNA, 1849 nt
Organism: Orycteropus afer afer
Lineage: Eukaryota; Metazoa; Chordata; Mammalia; Tubulidentata; Orycteropodidae
Gene: RHOQ
Product: ras homolog family member Q
Biological process (GO): cortical actin cytoskeleton organization; small GTPase-mediated signal transduction
Molecular function (GO): GTPase activity; GTP binding
Source: RefSeq, a predicted model, not a curated record